GAAAAACAGCAAAACUUCUUAAGAAAUUCAUCAAUUAACUUAGUUAAAACCAGUACGACCACAAACAAUGAUGUUUUAAACGACAUUCAAUUUUCUAAACCUGUCAUUGAAAGUAACAUUGAUCUCUCAGCUAUUUCAGAGUUUAUUUCAAUGGAUUCAACUUUCUCUCCAGGAACAUCUGUUACGGCACAUGUUGAAGUCGAUCAACUUCUUGCAUUGAUUGAAGAGCAAAAAGCUAACAUUGAUAGUAUAUUAGAUUCGCAACAUGUAUACGCGGUGGGUGUCGAUUUUAAAAAAGGUUAUUCUAAGCCAUGCAUCGCUUGCUGGGUCACUGAAAACCUCGACAUUGCUAUCAAAAAGCAGCUAUUAGGCUUGUUCCAAGAUAAGUUUGAAAUUAUAGAAAACAUAGUGACAUCAACGGAUACUGAUGUGAGUAAUAGCAAUAAUGAUCAAAACAGUUUACUUAACUGCAAUAGUUUCACCAAGGAGUUGGAUAAUAAUAUAACAGUUGGUUCAUUUUCUGGAAAUGAGAAGGAAUCUGAUGUGAUGGAAUCUGAUGAGAAGGAGGAUGACAAUAGUUAUAAAGAAAAUGAUGAAAAAAAUGGUGAUGGAACUAUUAGAUCAAAAAGUCAAGCUGUUAGUAAAGAAAAUCCAAAAAUUUUUCAAAAUUUCGACAUAAGAGCUGUUAUCUAUGCAAAUAUUACCCCUAAGAAAGAUUCAAAGAUUUUAGAGUUUUCUGUUAAUAUAGAGGAAUGUGAAAUGGGAAGAAUGCUUAGUGAAAGAAUAUCAUCGCUUCACAAAUUUGGUUUUGGUUAUUUUCUUGAUUCUAUUGUAGUUGAUGUCUCACCAAUUCCAUGCAAUAGUACAUCUUGCAUGAUAAUAAAGAAGAUUGAUACACAGCCACAACAAUACAAUCAGACCAUUAAGAUUUCAACAAUUCAUGAGAAAAACAAAGGAAUUAAAGGAAAAUUCAGUGGAACUGGAAUCCAAGUGGGAGGUAGUUAUGACACAAAGAAUGCACUUAUUAUCGAAAAAAUGGCAUGUGUGUGGGAGAUGAAACUCGAAGGAUGUUGGGCAACUGGAAAUCGCUGGUCAUACUCUCAUGAAGGUAGUAGCUAUACAAGUACCUUUAUUCCAGGUAAUCAUACUGGCAAAUGGAAGAUUUCAAACGCAAUGAAUGGGUUUACUAUAGAAAUUACACAGGUAGUAGCUUUUGAAUUUACCUUUAAGGGUUUGGUCAUGAAUAAAACAAAGUUGAUAAAGCAAUGCCCUAAAAUGGCACAUAUAUUAAAAAUAUCCUUUAAUAAUAUUGAUAAUUUUGAAAAUUAUUUUGCAAAACUUGAAGAGGAUCAAUUUGAACAAAAAGAUCUUAUUUUUACUUUAAACAAUGAAGACAGUAAAAACUUUCAUAAAGAAGACACACAAGAACAAGAAGGCGUAAACGACUAUAUGGUAACACGUAAAUUUUUAAAGAAAAGCAAUUAG
Messenger RNA from Dentiscutata heterogama, 1485 nucleotides. The record is from the annotation of a GenBank genome assembly. Lineage: Eukaryota; Fungi; Glomeromycota; Glomeromycetes; Diversisporales; Gigasporaceae.